Amblyraja radiata (thorny skate) is the source of this 1104-nucleotide messenger RNA. Its product is annotated as C4b-binding protein alpha chain-like. Bases 16 to 1104 code for a protein of 362 amino acids. The transcript is spliced from 8 exons. Lineage: Eukaryota; Metazoa; Chordata; Chondrichthyes; Rajiformes; Rajidae. The record is from RefSeq and is a predicted model, not a curated record.
UUUCCGGCUGAGGACAUGGCGGCGUCGAUGCUGUUGCUGAUGGCGACGAUGGCGGCAGCGGGUUGGGGGCGCGCGGCGGGUGACUGCAACAAGCCUCCAGCCUUGGAAAAUGGCAUGCUAGAGGAUAAAUAUAUUUCAACGUCUACGUUUGAUAGUGGAAUCACGGUGCGUUACCACUGUGUGCCAGGUUAUGUUAUGGCCUCAGGAAGCAGUUUUUCCAUUACUUGUAAUGGCACCGUAUGGGGACCAUUUCAGGCCAGGUGUCAGAUAAAGUCGUGUGGGAGUCCUGGGGAAAUUCUCAAUGGGAGAUACACGAGCACCGGCAAUACGUUUGGCAGUACCGUUACAUUUACUUGUGAUAGUGGAUACCGCAUGGUGGGGAGGGCCACUCGAAAUUGUGAGGUUGAAGGGUGGAGUGGCCAGGUCCCAACAUGUGAUGCUGUUAAGUGCUCUAAACUUCCAGAGAUUGAAAAUGGGAAGUCGCCACACAAACCAAGUGGGGAAGAUUUCUGGGGUUAUGGAAUGGUGGCUGAGUUUUCAUGCAAUGAUAGCUAUUCAUUGAUUGGUCCAAGCUCCAUCACUUGUGACUCUACUGGACAGUGGAGUGGAGCGGCUCCGGAGUGCAAAGAUGUAAAAUGUCCGUAUCCCAAGAUUCCUGCACAUGGCCGCAUGAUAGGAGGAUUUGCUGAUGUAUAUGUGUACGGUCAUGAAAUCACCUUCCGCUGUGACGAAGGUUAUGUGAUGAAGGGAAAGCGCGUCAUUAAAUGUAGCGAGAAUAAUGACUUUGUACCCCCACCGCCCACCUGCCAAUCAGAUAUUCAAUGCCCGAAGCCCAAGCUUUCUGAACAUCGCAACAUCACAGAAGGAUCUCAAUCUGUAUAUAGAAACGAUGAUGAAAUCACCUUCGCCUGCCAAGAUGGUUAUGUGAUGGAUGGAGAGAGUGUCAUUAAAUGUGGAGGGGACGGUAAAUUUGUUCCCUCACCGCCCACCUGCAAACGUGGUGCCGGGGCGAGCAGCGGAAAGAAUGUUUGUAAGUUUGGAAAGCCAGAUAAUUCACGCUGUUCUCUAUUUUUAUCGUCUAUGUUAAACAUGCACAAGGAUUGA